UUGGUAUGGGUUUAAAAUUAACUAUCAUUGUAUUCAAAAUUGUUUCUACAUUUUCUAAAAAUGUAUUUAAACAAGUUUUUUUUAACUAUGUAUUAAAACUAGGCAGAUUUUUUUUCUUUUUAGAAUGGAGGGAGUUACUGAAGAUGAAUUUAGAGAAAGGCUUAAAAACAUGAAAGAAGAAGGAUUGAAAAGAACUGCUGAAAGGGAAAAGGCCAGAAAGGCAGAGUUACUUCAAUUGGCUACUAAAAGAAAAGAGCAACGUGUCAGUUUGGAGAAAAAAAGGAUUAUGUUAGAAAAAGAAAGUAAGGAAAUUGAGGAGCUAAGACAAAAGUUAAAUGAAGAUUUCCGAAAAUUGAAGGAAGAGAAGAUAAAAUUAGCAGCUGAAAAAGAAAAACUUAAUAUGAAUAAAAAGGAAAGUAAUGUUGUUGAUGUUGGAAAAAACCCAACAAAAAAAGAAGUUUACGUUGAACAUAUGCAAAGUACUUCCAAACGACAAGCAAUGAUUGGUAGUUCUAAGAAGAAUAAAACCAAAAAGAAGAAAACUCCUACACUUAACUUAAAACAAAUUGAGGAAUUACGUAAAAAGGACAGAGAUAGAAAGAGAGCUGAACGAGAGAAAAUUAAGAAUGAUCCUGAAAGAUACCUUGAGUACCGUUUGAGAGAAAAACUUAGAAAUGAUCGAAGAAAAGAAAGUGGACAAAUAAAGCCUAUUUCAAAAAUGGAUAGAAGAAGUGCAAAUGCUCAAAGAAAGCAGUGGAGAGAGAGACAGCGAAGACAUAGAUUACGACUGAACAGAGAGAAAGCACUUGAUACCCCCCCUAGCUCACCUGAAAACCAGGUUGUUAUAGCAAAACCACGUGAAUCCAGGCAAAGUGUUUCAGGAAUGAAGACUAUACAGAAAAAUAGAUACAAGGAAAAGAAGCAUAUCCAAGAGUUAAUGACACAACAAAAGAAAAGAGAACAGCAAAUUAAUAUGUGGAAAAAGAGGUUUUUUAGAGAAAAGGCAAAGAACGCAGCAUCUCCUUCCCCAAAAAAGUUGGCCAGUCAAAUUGUAAAAAAGGGUCCAAAAGAGGUUUGCCGCCAGCUAAUUUACGGAUGUGCUCUUCAAAAACAGUUAAAGAAGAACAGUGAAACAUGUACAACCAGAAAAGAAAAAAGAGAAAUUUCAAAGUUUGUCAGUGGUCCGGUGAUUAAAAAAGCUGGCUUGAUGAAAAGAUUGUCAAUUGACAGCGUUUCUAUUCACCUACAACGUAGGUAUGCAGUCAAACGAGAUAUUACUGACCAGAAAUCUCGUGUAGGAAGAAUACAAAAAAUCAGAGGCCUCGUAAUUAAAUAUUUUCUUGAUGACGAAAACUCUGUACAAGCUCCAGGAAAGUCACAAUGUAUUACACGCAAGAAAGUAAAAAAGCAAAAGCGCUUCUUGUUGGAUUCAGUACGAAAUCUUCAUAAGAACUUUGUUUCUAAGACUGGGAUUAAGAUAAGCUAUUCCUCUUUUAAUAUGUUGAAACCUUUUUGGGUUGUUGCGCCAAAAGAGAAUGACAGAGAUACUUGCAAGUGUGUAAAACAUGCUAACUUUGACCUAAUGAUAAGACCUCUGGCAAGAAAUCAUAUUCUAAAAGUAAAGAGUACAAAAGAAGUUUUAAAAAAUAUAGCUUGUUCUGUAGAAUCGAAGGAUUGCAUGUAUGGUACCUGUGAUAAAUGCAAAUCCAAAUCAAUUAAAGACAGUGCCAUGGAUUUAACAAAUGUAAAUGUUGAAGACGAGAUAACUUACUGCAAGUGGGUUAGGAAAAAAGUUGACAAGAUUAAAAAAGGAAAACCAAAGAAUGAAUCAACUAUAAGAGAAAAUGAUGCCGGUAACGUUAGUGAAAAUAAGAAUGUGACACAGUGCACGAUUGUGGUAAAAGAGAAAAAAAGGUGUAAGAUAAGAUACCUGAUUGACCAAUUAAACAGCUACCUACCUCAGUUCUGUAUUCAUGUAUACAAUGCGUACCAUCAACGUGUAUUCUUGAAUGGAGCGAAAAAAGAUCUCAAGACUAACGAAAUCUUAAUAGUUGUUGAUUGGAGCGAAAAUUAUUUGUGCCGCUACGCUGAAGAAAUCCAAAGUAUGCAUUUCGGAGGUUCUAGGUCACAGAUUUCACUUCAUACUGGGGUUUUGUAUACUAAAGAAUCGAAAGUGAAGGCUACUUCAUUCUGCACCAUAUCCUCCUCCAAGUAUCAUGGCCCAUCUGCCAUUUGGUCGCAUUUAGAGCCCAUUUUAAAUCUAAUUAAAGACAAGUUUCCAAAUGUAGACACACUUCACUUCUUUUCAGAUGGUCCAACAGCGCAGUACCGCAACAAAGAAAAUUUUUACUUAAUGGCAAGGUUUGCUUACGAUUUUAACUUCUGGAAAGUGUCCUGGAAUUUAAGUGAAGCCGGUCACGGCAAAGGAACAGCUGACGCAAUUGGAGGAGUUGUUAAAAGAACGGCUGAUUCUAUCCUUCUAAAGCAAACCGACAUCAUUGAUGUGCAUUCUUUUAAAGAAGCUGUUUCUUCUCUUGGAGUUUUGAUUUACGUGGUAGAUGAAACAAAAAUAUCAGCAACUGAAAAAGGGUUACCAUCAUGUCUUACAGCCAUACCAAAGACAAUGAAGAUACAUCAGAUUACAUGGGCUAGGACAAAUCCUCAAACACUUGGAGUAAGGCUGUUAUCAUGCAAAGAUUGUACUGGAAGCAUAAUUUGUUCCCACUUCCCAAUUGACUCAGGGAAAUUUGAAAUGCCUAACAGCAUUAUUGCUGAACGAAAGACUUCCAUUCCGAACAAUAUUCUUACCAAUGAUGUGACGGUGUUUCCCACCCCACUGCCAGUGUUCCAGGAAACUAAUGAUAUGGAUUCUACUACUGCGCCCAACACAACUGAAAAUGUCCAGCCUGGAGACUGGGUUUCAGUGAUAUACGACAACACCUGGUACCCUGGAGUUGUGGAAGAAGUCACAGACCAAGACAUGACAAUCAACUUUAUGAAACGUUCCGGAACUUUUUUCGUCUGGCCAACCAAGCUCGACAAACAAAGUGUCCCCCUAAAUGGAAUUUUGAGCACCUUAAAUCCGCCCAUAAAAGUUUCCUCAAGGCUGUUCAAAGUUGAAAACAGUGAUGAAAUCGAUCAAUUGUGUUCAAUUUAUGUUGAUUAGUAUCACAUAAGUGUAGUGUUCAUUAUGAGCUUUAUAAGCUCAUGCUUUAUAAGCAUUCUUAUAAAUUACUGUAGAAGGAACUAAGAAAGUACUAAGAAAAUAGGAUGUUUCUUAAGUAACGAAUGUUAUUUUCUUACAUUUAAACUUGU
Molecule: messenger RNA, 3315 nt
Organism: Macrosteles quadrilineatus (aster leafhopper)
Lineage: Eukaryota; Metazoa; Arthropoda; Insecta; Hemiptera; Cicadellidae
Exons: 3
Coding region: 125-3166 (1013 amino acids)
Source: RefSeq, a predicted model, not a curated record